ACACCCCUACAGGCCUUUAUUAUUAUGUGUUUGGUUGGCAAUAAGUUUCAAUUGUUUGUAGCUCCCCAGCAAAAGAUAUAAAAAGGGUCCCCUCACAAACUCAUCAAACAUAAAAGCCUCCUCUGAUCUUUCUCUUUUACUUGGUAGAACUAAAAAAAAAAACCCAAAAAACCUAGCAAGAAGCCAAAAAAGAAAAGAGGGAAUCUAUUCUUUUUGUUUGUCCAUGGACUUUGAUCUGAAGCAAUGGAGAAACCAGGAGGAGUCAGAAGCAAAGGUACCAAGACUUGUGCUUGAUCUCCACUCCUCUCAUGGGGGUGGGGGGUCAUCUUCUUCUGCACUUCCAUUGUUUGUGUCUGAACCCCCCACCAGCAAGCUGUCAGCAUACUCUUCUGAUUCCACACCCACUGCCACUACCAAAUUUCCCAGGAUGGGUGGAAGUUACUUCAGCUUGGGGCAGUGGCAGGAGCUUGAACUGCAGGCUUUGAUCUUCAGACACAUGAUUGCUGGUGCACCUGUUCCGCCUGAGCUCCUCCACCUUGUUAAAAAGAGCCUCUUCAACUCUGCUACUUCUCCUUACUAUUUCCCUCACCCUCUUCACCACUAUCCCCAUUAUCACCCAGCUGCCGCACCUUUGAUGCAAGCAGGGUACUGGGGGAGAGCGGCGAUGGAUCCGGAGCCGGGGCGGUGCCGGAGGACCGACGGGAAGAAGUGGCGGUGCUCAAGGGACGUGGUGGCGGGUCAGAAGUAUUGUGAGCGCCACAUGCACCGUGGCCGCAACCGUUCAAGAAAGCCUGUGGAAAUUCCCACGCCAACUCCUCCGACUGCCGCCGGUGGCCUGAAAACCAACCCCACGGCGGAUGCUCAGCCCAUGGCCGGCGGCCGUGAUGCCCCACCUCACUUCACUCUCUCUUCCGCUGCUCCUCCCUCGUCUUCCAUUGAUCUCUUUCACCUCAGUCAAAGGCAUCAUGGAGAGCCCAUUAUGGAAAAUAGCGGCCCACUUGAGGCCCAAAAUGAUGGGCCGUCUGGUGGAGGACAGACACUCCGGCAUUUCUUCGACGACUGGCCCAGACCACUUGAGGAAACUGAGAGCUCCUCCACCGCCACCAACCUCUCCAUCUCCAUCCCCGGAAACGCUUCUUCCGAUUUCUCGCUGAAGCUCGCCACCGGGCCUCCGCUGGGCAGCAUUGAACGGACCACCGCGUGGGGGACGAACCAGGGCGGGCCGCUGGCGGAGGCUUUGAGAUCUUCCACGUCCAACUCGUCGCCCACCAGCGUUUUGCACCAGUUGCAGCGUAACUCAACAACGUCCGAGACUAGUUUUAUCAGCAGUUGAUUGUUUUCUUCAAAAAUGCAUCAUGUCUAGGUUGUUUUAUCUUAAUUGGCAUUCUUAUUUAAAUGUCGGCUGUACAAAUUGCAUGCAUGGAGUGUGUAAUGCUUUAAUUAAUUUCUUCGUGUUUUCAUUAUUUUAGUAGUAAGUUACACCAGUUUUUAAGUAACAAAUUGAGGGUGACAUUGAUAUAUAUGAUGCAUGCAUACAUGGUUCGAAAAGAAAUGAAACCCUGAUUGAGUUUA
Ipomoea triloba (trilobed morning glory) is the source of this 1572-nucleotide messenger RNA. Its product is annotated as growth-regulating factor 3-like. The transcript has 4 exons. Gene Ontology annotation, cellular component: nucleus. Gene Ontology annotation, molecular function: ATP binding. The record is from RefSeq and is a predicted model, not a curated record. Lineage: Eukaryota; Viridiplantae; Streptophyta; Magnoliopsida; Solanales; Convolvulaceae. Gene Ontology annotation, biological process: DNA-templated transcription; regulation of DNA-templated transcription; developmental process. The coding region runs from base 224 to 1333 and encodes 369 amino acids.